Oncorhynchus gorbuscha (pink salmon) is the source of this 1851-nucleotide messenger RNA. RefSeq names its product nuclear factor 7, brain-like. The transcript is spliced from 6 exons. Bases 43 to 1443 code for a protein of 466 amino acids. Lineage: Eukaryota; Metazoa; Chordata; Actinopteri; Salmoniformes; Salmonidae. Gene Ontology annotation, biological process: protein ubiquitination. Gene Ontology annotation, molecular function: zinc ion binding; ubiquitin-protein transferase activity; protein binding. The record is from RefSeq and is a predicted model, not a curated record.
UGAGGAAAGAAUAGCACAAACGAUCCCUGUGUGUGAAAAAGAAUGGCUGCCAGUUUGUCUCUCUUGGAGGAGCACCUCUCUUGUCCCGUUUGCGGUGACAUCUUCAGGAACCCGGCGGUCCUCAAAUGCAGCCACAGCUUCUGUGAGGAGUGUCUGCAGAAAUACUGGAAGGAAAUGGAGAAUACGCUGUGUCCCGUAUGCAAAAAAGAGUGUUCAUCUGAGGAGCAGAGUUUAAGCCUCGCCUUAAAGAGUCUCUGUGAUUCCUUACAGAACGGGGGUGAAAACAUCAGAUCUGAUAAUUGCCAGCUGCAUGGGGAGAAACUUAAAAUCUUCUGUUUCGACGAUAAACAGCUCAUCUGUGUUGUCUGCUACACAUCAAAAAAACAUAAAGGUCAUGACUGUUAUCCCGUUGAGGAGGCUGUGCCGGAUUUGAAGAGUGAAAUCCAGGCUGUGGUUUCCACUUUGAAGAACAAACUAGAAAACAAGAACACAGCCAAGAUGUGUCAUCAAAGCUGGGUGGAGCACAUAAAGGGCCAGGCCCAAUUUGCAGAGGAGCAGAUCAGCAGGGAGUUUCAGAAACUCCACCAGUUCCUAGACGAGGAAGAGACGGCCAGGAUAGCUACCCUGAGAGAGGAAGAACGGCAGAAAUCUGAAGUGAUGCAAGAAAAAGCUGAGGCAUUGACCAGAGAGAUCACAACCCUUUCAGAGACGAUAGUAGUUAUAGAUAAGGAAAUGGAAGUUGACAAUAUCACAUUCCUGCAGAACUACAAGGCCAUACUUAACAGAGCCAAUUGCACAUUCCCAGAUACUGAAGAUACUCAGGUAGUGUCAGGAGCACUGAUUGACGUGGCCAAACAUGUGGGAUCUCUCAAGUUCAAAGUCUGGGAGAAGAUGCAUGAGUUUGUUGACUACACUCCUGUGACCAUGGAUCCGAACACAAUGUCCACUAAGUUCACACUCUCUGAUGACCUCACCACUAUGACAUACUGUGACGAGAGGCAGAGUCUCCCAGACAAUCCCGAAAGGUUUCUUAACGUAGGAGUGUUGGGUUCUGAAGGGUACAGUGAAGGCAUCCAUUACUGGGAUGUGGAGGUAGGAGAUAAUGAUAACUGGAUCUUAGGAGUAGCCAAAGAGUCCAUUCCACGCAAGAAGCAAGUCAAAAUGGAGCCUCAGAGUGGAUUGUGGAUCAUCAAACACAUCAGUGGCAAAUACAAAGCAUGUAUAAAAUCACAUGUCCAGAUCAAAGUAGAUGAGAACCCACAAGUGAUCCGAGUUCGACUGGACUGUGACAAAGGGGAGGUGACAUUCUGCGACAUCACCAAGAACACCACUCUCUACACCUUCAAAGACCAAUUCACUGAAAAGGUGUUCCCGUACUUUAAUAGUGGAAGUAAGAUUUGCCCACUGCGCCUUUUUGUAGCGGGAAAGGCAAAAACUAGCUAAUUGCCAGGGUCAAGUGAGGACAAAACAUAUGCAAUUAUGUACUGACAUUAGCUGGAAGGUUGUGAAAAUUGUUUGACUAAAACUCCAUGUAAUUCAAAUGAAGACUUUCCUUUAAUAUUUUUUUAAAUUACGGGUUAACACCCGUACUCUUACGAUAAGUGCCAUGGGAUCUUUAAAUGACCGCAGAGAGUCAGGACACCCGUUUAACGUCCCAUCCGGAAGACGGCACCCUACACAGGGUAGUGUAAUCACUGCCCUGGGGCAUUGGGAUAGUUUUUAGACCAGAGGAAAGAAUAAGACACUGCCAUCUCAGAAGUAAUGAACAAGUGUUUUAAGCAGUUGAUACGGUAUGUACAAAAAAAUGUAAUGUCAGUAAUCAAAAUAAAUGAUGUGUAAGUUUCAAUUGCA